AGUUAUUUACAAAAACAAAAUGCACCCUUACUACAUUAAAUUACAACAGGAAAUAACUGAAGCUUAUUUUGAAAAAAGACUAGAAUUUUGUAGUUAGGUUUUACGACAAGUUACGACAAAUAGAUUUUUUUGACUAUGUUCUAUUUGCAGAUGAAGCCAUGUUCAAUAAAAAUGAAGAUGGAUCGAAAGAAAUGGUCCAGUACAGUGGCCACCAAGGACGCCGGAUUUCAAUAAAAUGGACUCAUUUUCCUGAGGUCACAUUAAGUGAAUAAAUACCACCAACGUCGAUUAAUUACAUGAUAGAGAGAAAACGGAAUGAACUCUUGCAAUUAUCGCUUACAAACAUGCAUAGAUGUCUUUGGAAGUCAAUUCACUGUUGUUUCAUUCCUAUAAUUUACUUUGCAAAAUACUCGUUUUUAAUCAAUUAUAUGUUUUACUCAAUUUGCCAUCUUUCUUUCAGCUUCAUGAUUCCGCGCUCAUAAAAUUUCUGGUCCUUAACAGCUAAAAAAACUGAACCAGGUGCGAUUAAAGGUCAUCGUCAUUUGUGACGUUCAAAUAAUUCUACAACCUAAUAAAUAGUAAUCAGAUGGUGCCAGAUCAGGACUGUAGAGGAGAUGAGGCAUCAUUUCCCAGCCAAGCUCCAAUAGUUUCCCACGAGUUGCCAAAGAUGUGUGCACUAAACUUUUCCAAUUUGACAAUUCUGACCGUUUUUCUUUGAUUGCUUCAUCCAGUUUCAUUGUUGACAGUAAACAUCAUAAUUGAUUGUUUGAAUCCUUGGAAGUAGCUCAAAAAAUUAUUGUGUUUGUUCCAUAAUCGUUUUCGAACUAUGUUACAGUACAGGAUCCAUUUUUCAUCCCCAAUGAUGAUUUUUUCUGAGAAAGGGUCGGAUUCAUUUCGUCAUAUAGCAAAUGUUGAUUCUUUGUGUUAAAUAAAUUUUUCUCAAUUCGUAAGGUACCCAAAUAUCAAGCUUCUUAACUAGCUUGAGACAUUUUAAGUUGUGUGAGAUCUCCAACUGUUAUAUGACGAUCCUCUUCAAUUCUGACUUUGAUUUGGUCAUCACCAAAUUCAUCAACCGACCAGAACAAUGUUCAUUUUUGAGAGAAAAAUCUCCAGAACGGAAUUUUUUAUACCAAUUAGGAUACAUGCGCUUUGUUAAGUAAUUAGUAAUAUUUCUUGGUGAGCCUUUACGGAAAUAAAAAAGUAAAAUAUGCCGAAAAUUUUAUUCACCCAGUAUCAAAGUCAAUGAUUAUUAACGAAAUAAAUAAUUUUCACUACUAUUAGAAUGAUUUGUCCGUAACGGAUCUUUAUUCUUGAAUUUCUCCUAUAUUGUACAGGCUAUUGAACUUAUGAGGACUAAUGAUCCCUAAAAAAUUCAAACUGAUAUCUCAAAAGACAAAAGAGGCACUGAAUUCCAUUACACUAAUCAAUCACAAUGAUAGACUUGUCUUACAAGUUUCUAACCUCAACCUUAACAUGUACGCACUUAUAAAUAUGAUUGGGGAAUAUAUUGACGCAUACGUUAAGAAAUUAUCACUAAAAUCUCAGCCAUUACGGACCAUUAGUUCCUGUUUGACAAUAAAAUGAGUGAGUCGCUAGAAAACUUUUUCUGAAAAUACAAAAAAUAGAGUAACGAGAUUAAUUAUUUAUUACAUAAAUGAACACGACUAAUAUUAGUGAUUCUAUGACACGUUUUAAUUCAGAAUUUAAAAUUGUAGAAAAUAGAUAGCUACUUCAAGUUCUCCUUUCAGCGCCAUCACUUGGUUCAUUAGCAGUACUAAACGUACACGAAAACAACAGUUUCCUUUCUGGUUUGGCGGAAUAUUUCAAAUUCUAAAGUCAAAUCUCUCGUCUAGUUAUUUUUCGAAACAAUACAAUCGUUUCUUAGUACAGAGGAUAAACGUCAAAUAUGAUGCAUCAUUUCAUUUUUAAUUAUAAAAAAAAUAAGGCUAGAGAAAGUUUCUUAUUACAUUUGAAAAAAAAUACAAAGAAAAUAUAGAUAAAUACAUGUAUUUCUGUAUCGUAGCUUUGAAGGCCUAUAACUCAAAAACGAGAGGUCGUAUAAGAAAGUUUUCGUGUAUAGAGGUUUGUAACGGAUUUAUAAAACACUCUGUAUAGUUGGAGAUCAUGGAAUUUGAAGAUAUUUACUAUUUAUCUGAAUAAAACUUUUUUAUAUUUGUUAAAUAAUAAAAUAAUCUUGCGUUUGGGAAUGUAUUUAUUUCUAGAAAAUAUUUCGACCUACUUUCAUUUUUUACAAAAUGUAUUGAUACAACUUGUAAUUAUUUUAAUUAAUAAAGGAUCAAGAAAGUGAAGUACAUACUCAAUAAUUUAAUAAUUUCAAGUGUUUACGCACGUAUCUGAUAUGAUAUACUAUGUUGAUAAACAAAAUUAUUUAAGCUUGUUACCGGGUAGUAAUUUUUAUUUAUAGAUGCAUUUCAAUAUCAAAUUAAAAUCGAAAAUGAAACUAAUAGUAGCUUUGUUACUUUUAACCGCCUUUGCUUCUGCAAGAUUGACCAAUGAACAAAAUAUCAUCAUCAAUCCGAUUCCGGGAGGCUUGAGUGGAGUCGGUACCACCACACGUUACUGGGACUGUUGUAAACCAACAUGUGCCUGGCCUGGAAACGUGGAAUACAAGACACCGGUUAAAGCAUGCCAAGCCGAUGGAGUAACUGCCAAUGAUCCCGAAAAUGAAUCUGGAUGCGUUGGUGGUCAAUCAUAUAUAUGCACCGCUCAAAGUGGUUUCGCUAUAAAUUCAUCUUUAGCUUAUGGAUUCGUAGCUGCUCGCUUCCACUGUACUACUAGAAACAUGUGUUGUUCGUGCGUUUUAUUCACGUUUCAACCCGCCGAGUUAGCUGGAAAACAGAUGUUGGUACAAGUUACAAAUACGGGAAACGCACCGGAAACGGAAACUAAUUUAUUCGAUAUAGCCAUGCCUGGAAGUGGAGUGGGAUACUAUACGGAAGGUUGUACAACUCAAUGGAACAGCGACGUGCAUAAUUGGGGUGAUCAGUACGGAGGUGUUAAUAGCGAAGCUGAAUGUUAUAAUCUUCCUCAACCCCUAUGGGAAGGUUGCGCUUUUAGAUUUAAGUGGAUGUUGGGUUAUUCUAAUCCAGAUGUCAGUUUUCAAGAAGUUGAAUGUCCUAAUGAAUUAUUGAGUAUUAGUGGAUGUUCUCCAAUAUCUCAUCCAUAAAUAAUAAUAAUAAUCAAAACAAUAAAUUAAUAUGAAAA
This is a messenger RNA of Diorhabda carinulata, 3225 nucleotides long. RefSeq names its product endoglucanase-like. Lineage: Eukaryota; Metazoa; Arthropoda; Insecta; Coleoptera; Chrysomelidae. The coding region runs from base 2426 to 3187 and encodes 253 amino acids. Gene Ontology annotation, biological process: carbohydrate metabolic process. The record is from RefSeq and is a predicted model, not a curated record. Gene Ontology annotation, molecular function: cellulase activity. The transcript is spliced from 4 exons.